This is a messenger RNA of Amphibalanus amphitrite, 1944 nucleotides long. RefSeq names its product parkin coregulated gene protein homolog. The transcript has 4 exons. The record is from RefSeq and is a predicted model, not a curated record. NCBI's taxonomy places the organism in Eukaryota, Metazoa, Arthropoda, Thecostraca, Balanomorpha, Balanidae. Gene Ontology annotation, molecular function: Hsp90 protein binding; Hsp70 protein binding. Bases 840 to 1697 code for a protein of 285 amino acids.
GAAUACCUACCACGCAGUUUGCAGAGGGCUGUGCAUUGUGCAAUCACUGGUGACUGGUGAGAAAGGCGUGCUAUUUUUCAAUAAAAUGAUAAGAUCUGUCCUGAAUGCCACAAAUAUAAACUGAUUGCAAUUGUUUUACAUUACGAAGCAAAUGCUGGAGGAAAUUUCAAACAAUUAUGUGUUUUGCUGAGUGCUGGAAUGCCAUUUCAUGAGAAAACACACAAGUGGCGAACUGCAGGUCUGAAAAAAUUGUCAUCACUGAAGGCUUACAUUUCCAAGCAAAAACCGAUCAUUUGGUUAAACACUUCGACAUAAUAUGUACUUAACCUUUGCAUUAUAUUGUUGAAAGGAAAAAAGGGUCAAUCCACUCAUCAUUACGACUAUAACCUGUCCAAAAGCCAUCGUUCAACAUGGAAGUCCAGAGAGCCAAGUGACGACCAUUGGAGAGCCGUGCGGCAGGACAAGCAGGCAGCAAGCAGGCGAGUAAGGAGAUGAACUCCUCAACAUCAAAUCAAAUGCAUUUCCAACAACGUUAAAAAAUGCAUUUCUAUGCUGGGCAGCAAGAAGCUUUAUUUGACGGUGUCGGAAGGCAAAUGCUUUAUCGUGAUUUAUUCUGGCGGUUAAAACUAUGCAUGUGCCUAUUUUUUUAAGAAGCAACAGAGAUUUGGAUGUUAGGCAUUCAUAUUCUUCGCUUACGAAUAGGUUGUUUAUUGUUAUGUUUAAUUUUUUAAAUACUUUUAUUUCUAUACAUAACUGAAAUAUUCUUAUACAUUUUUAAUCAAAGAAAGUGCAGUUUUCUUGGAAACUCAUAAGGUACAAUAACCUACCAAGGGGAUCCUAUGUUGCGACUGCGCAUGCCGGUUGCCAAGAAAUCCUCGAACCCCACAUCGACAAAACAAGUCAGCCGACGAUGGCAGCUCGGAGCAAAACAGCUUGUCCGUAGCGCGACACCGAGUUCCAGCUCGUCGGGGGGCUGCCAGGAGGGGAGUAUGUCACUCGCGACUUGCAGACCCAACUUUUCCCCGAAAUGUCGCGUUGUGCCAGCAUUUACCAUCGAAGUUUGGCAACGAAAUACGAUCCCUGUACCUGCACCAUGUGCAGGAGCGUUCAAGCCCAGACGAACGAAGCCGACCACCUUUCGAAUGUACUACGAGCGAGGAGACUUUCCCUUGAUUCUGGAACCAGUGGUCCGGGGCUUCAAAAUCAUCUGGAAGGUGCCCAUUGAAAAACUCGAUCUUCAUCACUACCUGCCACUGUUUUUCGACGGACUAUGCGAGCAGACACACCCAUACGAUUUCCUUGCAAGGCAAGGAGUUCACGACAUUCUACGGAGAGGAAAAGAUAAAAUAUUACCGGUUGUGCCGCAGCUCAUCAUUCCCAUCAAAAAUGCGCUCAAUACGCGCUGCCCGUCCAUCCUCUGCGUGACACUGCAAGUGCUGCAGCACCUGGCGCUGUGCGCUGACCACGUCGGCGAGGCCCUGGUGCCCUACUACCGACAGAUCCUGCCCAUCCUCAACCUGUUCGUGAACAAGAACGUGAACCAAGGCGACGGCAUUGACUACUCGCAGCAGAAAAACGCCAACAUCGGAGACCUCAUUCAGGAGACGCUCGAGAUCUUCGAGAAGACGGGCGGAGAGGACGCCUUCAUCAACAUCAAGUACAUGGUGCCCACCUACGAGUCAUGUGUGCUCAACUAGCGGGUCGAAGUCGCUCAGAGACAGAGAGAAAAUCACCAGUGAAGUCCUGACGUCUCCACAAGGAAGUGUGCUCGUCUAGAUCUUUCUGAAUAACACCACAAACUUCAAUCGAGGCACUUGUUUGAAUUAGAACGCACCCCAACUGGCAUGGAGUCUAAGUUUCUUCCGAGCUUUCCAGCAAGCUUGAAUCGACCGCAGGAUUGCAGGGCUCGCCCUUACCAUAACGCGAAUAAACCGACAGAUCAAG